AUGUCACCCUCGCAGGUACCCCAGCCCGUCCAUGUCUUGUCCCCCGAUCUUGCCAGUUUACUCAGGAAUCGCGUGGAGGCUACACUGAGGGAGGAUUAUGGUGGCAUUUCGGAUGAUAUUCCCCUGGAAACCUAUCGCACCAAAAUUCCAUUAACGACCUACAACGCUUACGAGCCAUUCGCAGCUCAGUUCCUUGCAGAAAAUUGCCAGGAGGACGAUGUUCGAGAUAUGUUCUCGCCCGGUUUGCCUCAUAACAUAGCAAUCACGAGUUCGACCUCGAGUCCAAAGCCAAAGAUUUUCUGCAAGUAUCAGCAUCAGGGCUCGAUGCCCUAUGCCUUUGGCGAUGGAGGGGAAACCUUCUGGACCUUUUCCCUCCACUACCGUCAGUUGGUGAACAUCCAAAAUCGCGAUGGAGACAUCGUUAGAACAGUCCCCGCCGGUAUUGGGUCGUCUGGAGCGAUCCGUAUGCGGCACGGUUUGGAAGUAGAAAACGAUCACUUGAAUAUUAACUUAGCAACAAGGUUGAAACGGAUAUCUAUGCUCUUUUCUACGUCCGCAGUCGAUAUGAUACGAUAUAUGGAAGAAGAGUGGGAGAUCCGUAAUUGCAUUCCAUCGAGACAGGUGAACUUCCCCCUUGGGAUGGGAUCAAAGACGUUCGGGAGUACCUUCAACUCCAUUUUUCUCCUACGCCCAGAGCGCGCUGCUGAGCUCCGUGUAGUCGGUAAAGCAACGGACCGACCGGGCUGGCUGUUGAAAAUUUGGCCAAUGCUCAAGAAUAUUAUUUGUAUCGGUAGCGGUGUUUUCUCUGUCGGGGUUCCGAAGUCUACGACCCUUUCAGAUAUGAACCUUUUCAAAGUAACAUCACAAGACAUUAUCGAAUACCUUGACGUGGUCAAGGAAGAAAAUGCGUCUAGUAUUGUACCCCCCUGGCUAGUUGAGGUCGGAAAACAUUAUGAGAUUAUGUGCAUCAUUCGUGACGGAUUGUGGCGCUACCGUCUUGGAGAUGUCGUCGAAAUUGCGGGCUUUGAUCCGACCGAUGGCUCACCUAUCAUUCGUUACUUCGAACGACGCAAGUCAGUGUGCUGA
Pisolithus orientalis is the source of this 1086-nucleotide messenger RNA. RefSeq lists its product as uncharacterized. Bases 1 to 1086 code for a protein of 361 amino acids. NCBI's taxonomy places the organism in Eukaryota, Fungi, Basidiomycota, Agaricomycetes, Boletales, Pisolithaceae. Gene Ontology annotation, cellular component: cytoplasm. The record is from RefSeq and is a predicted model, not a curated record. The transcript is spliced from 6 exons. Gene Ontology annotation, molecular function: acid-amino acid ligase activity.